AUGGCGUCGAACGUUGCUGCGAAAGCUGGUGGUGAGGGUACGGCUGUCAUUCUGGGAGCAUCGGGGGCGGUUGGUAAGCAACUUGUUCACCUCUUGGUUUCCGACUGGUCGCCUUACUCGGCGGUCUACUCUUUCGCUCGUCGACCGCACCCCUCGCCGCCGGCGGUGUCUCCCAAUGUAACGUUCCAAGAGAUCCUCGUUGACUUUGAUGCGCUCCAUUCUGGGUCUACGACCGAGUCUUCGAAAUUGUCAUCCAUCCCACCCGCUUCUGCCGUGUUUGUGACAAUGGGCACUACGCGUGCGGCCGCCGGAUCGAUGCAGGCGUUCGAAAAGAUCGAUCGCGGUUACGUCAUCUCGGCCGCUCGAGCUCUACGCAAACCGGACUUGUCGCAAACCAUAAUCUACUGCUCCAGCAGCGGAGGCUCCAGUAGCAGCAUGUUUCCCUACCUCAAGAGCAAAGGUUUGACCGAAGAAGCGUUGGCCGAUCUGUACCCCGAGGCGAUCAUCAUGAAACCUGGCUAUCUGGCCAACGCGCAAAGGGAGGAGACGAGGAUUGUCGAGAGAUUGUCAGCACCCGUCUUCGACUUGCUGGCCAAGGUAUCGGAUAGCAUUCGUGCCCCCGUGGACCAGGUGGCAAAAGCCAUGGUGCAGGCGGCUCAGCUGGGCGUAGACGAGUUGAGGGCCAAGGCAUUCGGCACAGACCCAGGCGAGUCGUUCAACCUCGAAAACGGCAAGACUAGGGAUCGUGUGGCUGUGGUGGGUAACGCCAGUAUACUCAAGCUGGCCAAGCAGUAG
Mycosarcoma maydis (corn smut) is the source of this 795-nucleotide messenger RNA. RefSeq lists its product as uncharacterized. Gene Ontology annotation, cellular component: cytoplasm. Gene Ontology annotation, biological process: import into nucleus. The transcript has 2 exons. Lineage: Eukaryota; Fungi; Basidiomycota; Ustilaginomycetes; Ustilaginales. The record is from RefSeq and is a predicted model, not a curated record. The coding region runs from base 1 to 795 and encodes 264 amino acids.